Molecule: messenger RNA, 13029 nt
Organism: Acanthochromis polyacanthus (spiny chromis)
Lineage: Eukaryota; Metazoa; Chordata; Actinopteri; Pomacentridae
Gene: ncoa1
Product: nuclear receptor coactivator 1
Biological process (GO): positive regulation of transcription by RNA polymerase II; cellular response to hormone stimulus
Cellular component (GO): nucleus
Molecular function (GO): nuclear receptor binding; protein dimerization activity
Source: RefSeq, a predicted model, not a curated record
CGGCGCUCCGUGCGCACGAGCAGCCCUGUUUGUUUGUGUUGAGAGAUUGGAAAUGGCGGAGAGCAGAGACCAAAGCGAUAACUUGCGCUAGCAAACGUGAGUGCGCCGUCAUUGAAACGCAGAAACCACCCACAAGUGAUUCUCUGAGUUACUUACAAAUUGCUACUGCCGCUGGGAUAUAAGUCGCACACGGGGGAAAGGGAUUUUCGGAACGAGGUUUGGAUUUAGCAAGCUGGUUAGCUAGCUAAGCUAACCGUGCGAGCAACCUGGCGUUAGCUAGCUUCAAGUCGUGUGUGAUUUUCACCACGCAGGCUUGUUUGUCAACAUAAGCUGACGUUAAAUUGAUCGUGAGCCAGCUAACGCGCUACUUUUUGCCCGGUUUCCAAGCUAACCUACUUGUGUUUAAAACAUGUUCGACAACGCUGACCGCAAAAUUAUCAAUCCAAAGUAAGUGUGGAUAAAAAGUCAGACAACUGACCACCCUUGUCGCGAGCAAGCGUUAAAUUAAGCUGGUUAGCUAAGUUGGCUAACUGGCUUGUUUUACUCACAGCCUCAGCUGCCCUUUUGCAUGGGAAUUAAUCAUCCAGCGUGACAACCUAAAACAAGACCCCGUUGGAAGGAUCAUUAUUUACAAGCUGAGGUGAACAGUCAGAGGCCAAAAGGCUUCUCCCUGCACCUGGGAUGGUGCCAUGUGACAGAGCGGCUGUGGAGCCAUAACCCUACUACCACCGCUCCAUCAUCUCAACGUUAAGCUGCUUGCCCACCACUGAUCUCACCCCCCGUCUCCCCUCCUUCCCUUUAGCUUUGCUCAGAGCCCUGGACAAGGCCACCACAGCCACCACAUGACUCACCCACUGGAGCCCUAGAUCAAAUCAGUUGAAGCUGAAAAUGAGUGCAGUAGGGGAAAGCCCCCUGGACCCUGCCACGCCAGAGUCACGCAAAAGGAAGGGCUCACCAUGCGACACGUCAGGGCAAAGUCUAGAGAAGCGGAGACGGGAGCUGGAGUGUCGCUACAUCGAGGAGCUGGCUGAGCUGCUGUCAUCGAACAUGGGUGAUAUUGCCAGUCUCAGUGUCAAGCCCGACAAGUGCCACAUCCUCAAGAGCACCGUGGACCAAAUCCAGCAGAUCAAACGGCGUGAGCAGGAAAAAGCAGCCCUUCUAUCUCCAGAUGACGAGGUGCAGAAGAGCGACAUCUCCUCCAGUAGCCAGGGGCUGGUGGAGAAGGAGGCACUGGGGCCCAUGCUGCUAGAGGCCCUUGAUGGGUUUUUCUUUGUCGUCAACCGGGAGGGCCGCAUUGUCUUUGUUUCUGAGAACGUGACGAGUUACCUUGGAUACACCCAGGAGGAGCUGAUGACAUCAAGUGUCUACAGCAUCCUCCAUGUGGGAGACCACAAUGAAUUUGUUCGCAAUCUGCUGCCCAAAAGCCUGGUAAAUGGUAUGCCAUGGCCGCAGGAACCUGGCCGCAGGAACAGCCACACCUUUAACUGUCGCAUGCUGAAGAGGCCACCGGACGAGGUGGAUUCAGAGAAUCUGGAGGCUCGACAGCAGUAUGAGAUCAUGCAGUGUUUCACCGUGUCCCAGCCACGGGCCAUGCAGGAAGAGGGUGAUGACCUGCAGAGCUGUCUGAUCUGUAUUGCCUGUCGGAUGCCACGCAUCCAGCCUGUCAGCACUGAGUCUUUUAUCACGAAGCAAGACCCAACAGGGAAGAUCAUCUCCAUAGAAACUAGUGCUUUGCGAGCGACAGGCCGGCCUGGCUGGGAGGAUCUGGUCAGGAAGUGCAUCUACGCAUUCUUUCAGCCGCAGGGCAAAGAGCCCUCCCACGCCAAGAAGCUGCUGCAUGAGGUGAUGACCCAUGGCACCGCUAUCAGCCCGCUCUACCAUUUCACAUUAAGUGAUGGCACCCCACUCAGCGCUCAGACCCGCUGCAAGUUCUGCUGCCCCCCCAACCCUGACGUACAGCCCUUCAUUAUGGGCAUUCACACUAUUGACAGGGAACACAACACUGCUAGCUCUCAGGAAAACACUAACCCUAGCCUUCCACCGAUUGUCGGCAAUAUUGCCCAGACUCCCUCCCGAUCCCCUUCCCUUCCUCCCGGCAGUAACUCAACGCAAGGCUCAGGCCUCAUCAUCGCGGGCCUUCAAACCAACAACAGCAAUGCCUCCUCCCAUGGACAGAACCCAGCCACACCCACAGGCUACCUGACGCCCAAUCGGACGAACUGUCCCCAGCAGGUCAACAGCCCCUCCCCUUUAAGCAGCCCACUCACAGCCACCCCUACCUCUUUUAUGUCACCCAGGAUGCCACGGGCUAGUCCUGGGUUAGGGGGCCCUCGAGUCCCGGGGAACCCCUUCUCUCCCUCCACACCAGGCCUCCAUUCCCCAUCUGGGGCUCUAAGCAGUGGAGGCAGCCUCAACAGGCAGCAGUCUGGUGGUGACAGUAAUAGUGGUGGAUCAACAGGGUCUUUCCCCCUGUCCUCUCCAGUCCUUCAGAGACAAGCCAGUACGCCCACCAGCUCCUGUACUCGGCCUCCAUCAGCAAAACUCCCAGAGGGAGGUGAGGAGGUGGGAGAGGACUCUGUUAAAGCCCCCCUUCCUUCUGCCUCACAGCUGGGUAACACCAGACUCAAUCAGCUCCUGGAAAGCAAUGGGACAGCAGUUGAAUCUAACAACAACAGCACCUCUUCACCUCAUGCUCCUAACCCUUCUCCUGCCCCUCAGUGCCCCGCCUCCCACAGUAGUCUGACAGAAAGACAUAAGAUCCUGCACCGGCUGCUCCAAGACACAAGUCCCAAUGACGCCUCCACCACCACCGAGGAAGGAAUAAACAAAAACGACGUCGAGAUCAAGAAGGAACCGCCUGCUAGUCCAGCACUGAGUACAGCACCUUCUAAGUCCAGCUCCAGAGAGCCACAAGACCACCAGUUACUCCGCUUUCUCCUCGAUACAGAUGAAAAGGACUUGGGAGACCUGCCACCUCCAUCUGCGCUGAGCCUUCAGACAGUUAGAGUAAAGGUAGAGAAGAGAGCCAGCGGAGAUGGGGUGGCCUGUGCAGGCUCAGCUGUUGCAGCAGGAGGCACCACCAAACUUCCAGGAGUUUCCAGCAGCUCGACUUGCAUCAGCCCUAAAUCAAGUCCUGUCGGAGAGAACCGCAGAGACAGCCGCAAGGACAGCAGAGACUCCACGAUAUCUGGUGGACCUGUUGACAUGGACCCUCUCACCCAGCUGCUGCCUGGCUUGAGAGGCCCAAGUGGGGCCAAACAGGUCAGCGAGAAUUCAGCAACCCCUGGAGGAGGCCCCCAACUCCAGUCUCCAGCCCCCCAGGCCCCAGCUCAGCUCCAGAGUCCUGUACCUCAACUCCAGUCUCCCCUGUCCCAGCCCCAGUCCCUUCCCCAGUUGCAGUCCCCGUCUCCUCAGCUUCACUCCCCUUCCCCCCAGCUCAAACUACAGUCACCCACUCAGCUCCAGCCCGGCGAAGCCAGCACUCCCCGCAAUGUAAAUGUGAAGAGAGAGCCUCCCGGCACUCCUAACAGAGGGCUCAGUGAUGGUGGCCCGCCCUCUGGCUGCAGCCUCCAAAGCCAGUCAUCAUUCGACUUUUGCAAUCCCGCCACUCCAAGCCAACAACAAGGCCAGGGACAAGGAGACCCCUUCCAGACCCCCAAAGACAGCAGUCCAUUUCCAGAAACAGAAGUUCUCAACCCAUUCAGUUCAAGCACUGGCUUAACCAAGAUGGAUGUGGGAGACUCCCAGUUCCAGGCUCUGGCUCUGUCUGACACCUUGUCUUUUGAUGGUCUUGGAACUCCUUUACCGGCUCCUCUGGCAUCACCACAAGAGCAGUGUGUGCCCUCUACGCUGGAUGAAGUGCUUGGCCCUCCGACUACACCUGAAGGCCGAAACGAUGAGAAGGCUCUUCUGGAGCAGCUCGUCUCCUUCCUCAGUGGGACCGAUGAGAGUGAACUGGCUGAGCUGGACAAAGCCCUGGGUAUCGACAAACUGGUACAGGGUGGCUGCUUUGACCCUCUGCCUCAAAAUUUCCCAUCCCAGCAACCCACUGCCACCCCAGUUUCCAUGGACUCUAAACUCCCCACCUACCCUUCCCAAUUUACACCAGCUCCACAGGCUCAGUUUCCUUCAGAGCUGGCCACGGUGGGACCGCAGGGUCUGGGGUUUGGAGCUCCUCGAGGGGCUUUCCCUGGUGGGACGACAGGCAUGGGCCUGAGGCCAGGCAUGACCAGACCACAGGGGGUGGGCAGUCAGCUCAGGCUGCCACCCAACCAACUGCGCCUGCAGCUCCAGCAGAGACUACAGGGCCCACAACAGCUCCAGAACCGGCUGGCAGGCAUGAAUCCAUUUCCAGGAGGAGCCCAGCAUGUGAACAUAGGCAUUCGUCAGGGGGUUCAGCAACCUCAAAUGCCCUCACAACAGCCUCCACUGAAUGCCCAGAUGCUGGCCCAGCGUCAGAGGGAACUCUACAGCAUCCAACACCGCCAGCGCCAGCUUUUCCAGCAGAAGGUCAUGCUGAUGAGACAGAACAUGGCAGGCGCUCCCACUGGAGCUGUGGGGCCCGUUGGAACUGCCAGGGCUCCAAAAGCUUCACCCACAACGCCGCAACAGCAGCAGCAGUUCAACUUCCCACCAGGGUACAACCCGAUGACGGGAAACCCCCCUACCUCACCAAGUCACUUCAGCCCCAUGUCUGGGGGCCCUCUGGAUAACAAACUGUCCGGCAGAGUUCCCCUGAAUAACCAGACGCUGAUGAGCGGCGUGCAGGGCCAGUUCAACAGCACCGUCAACUCCUCAUUGCAGCAGGGCCUGUUUCAGCAGUUUGGAGGGUCUGCUGUGGUCCAACAAGACCCACCUUUCCCUCCUGAAAUGAGCCCCACCAGCCCAUUGUUGUCACCUCAGAACUCCACCUCCCAGAGUCCUCUGCUUCAGCAGGCCCCUCCUCCUGGCUACCAGUCACCAGACAUGAAGAGCUGGCAACAGACAGGCAUGGGCAGCCUGUUCAGUCAGUCAGGGCAGAGUACGGGGCAGGCAUUUGGCCAGCAGGGGGUUUACAACAACAUGAGCAUCACCGUCUCCAUGGCUGGAGGCUCGGGAGGCGUCACCUCAUUACCCAUGGGGCAGCCAGUUGGUAUAAGCAACAGUAACCUCAGUAACGUCGGUUCAGUGUGCAGUGACCAGCAAGUGCAGCAGGUUCAGGUGUUUGCGGACGUCCAGUGCACAGUGAACCUCGUGGGCAGUGACUCUUACCUGAACCAGGGCUCUAUCGGAGCCGCGGCCUCCCAGAAGGGCCCCGGACCGCAGGGCUCCCAGAACAACCAGGCCCAGCAGAAGAGCCUCCUCCAGCAGCUGCUCACAGAGUGACGCCCCACUCCCUCAGCUCUCCUCCUCCCUCUACUUCUCACUUCUACGCCUCCUCCUCGGAGGUCGGUGCACCAGACCCAUUGCUGUCUCUGUCUCACCUUUUGGAUGGAUGGUUGGAUGGAUGGAAGGAUGGAUGUUUGGACGGCCACAGAGUAGGCUCAGAGAGGUCCGGCUGUCGGUGGAGUUACGCAGCCUAACCACUUCUGUGCGGGGGGGAUUCGAGGCUGGUUGUUUUACCGCCCAGUACUUUAAGAAAAGACGCAAGUCAGAAGGAGCAGCAGUGUAUUUAAACCUGCCUGUCUAAUCUGUCUGACAACCUGUCUGUCUGCCUCAGCCUAUUAAAGGCAGUGUUGUCUUGCUGCUCAUUCCUUGGUGACCUACUUCCUGCUUCCUGACCCAAGAAAACAACUGCAACAUAAUUGUAGAUUUGCCAAGUUGUCGUCACUGUCAAAUCAGGGCCGGCCUCCUUCUGUGUUUUGUUUUGUUUUUGUUUUGUUUUUUUCUGAUCGGACAGUUUCUGUCUGGUCGUCGCAGCAGCAGUGCAUCUUGGGAGCAUGAGUUCCAGUAUACAGCUGGGCUCAGCGUUGAAGUGUGGGAGUAUCCCACACUGCAGCACCUCUGGCUUUUAUUUUUGGUUUUGGUUUUCCUCUACCUGUCUCUCAGCGAUGUGGGAAUGUUAAGGUUUCAGACCUCUGUGGCAUUGUGGGAUAGAAGCUCAGUAUCAGCUGGUUCUGUGACUGUUUCUCUCUAUCAGCUACAGUGCCUGGUGGAAGUUUGAGUUUUUCCCAAGCUCUGCUUCUUCUUCUACAUAUUAUUCUAUUACGUCUUCUGUUAUUCUUUGUUUGUUUGUUUUUUGGGUUGAAAUGUUUUUUGUUUGUUUAAAAUCUUCUGCUCUCACCGUCAUCAUCAUCAUCAUCUUCAUGAUCAUCAGAACAAGCUUUGACAACAGCCAGGAUGGAUGGAUGGAUGGAUGGAUGGGAGACAGACGGGAUGCUGCUCAGUUUGGAACUUACGUGUCUUUCUCCCCCUGGGAGGAGGUUUUAUUUUUAUUUUUUUUUCAAAGUAUAAAAAAGACUGUUAUGAUUAUUUAACUGUCUGUCCGUCACAUUUUACCCCUCACCUCAGCAGCUGUGAAUACAGAGCCCUGUUGGGUUCUCUCUCUCUCUCUCUGUGUAUCUUUCAUGCUAUCUCUCGGCCUAUCAGUGUUGUUUGCCAUGUGCACCAUGCAGGCGGGUAGUAUUGUACAGUACAGAAGGACAAAGACUUGGGGAUGAGCUCACUCUUCUAUUGUAACUGCUUUCCUUUCAAAAAAAGUGUAAUUAAUUGAUUACUCAGAACAGCAAAGCUAUGUAUAAUGUGAUUCGAUCCAGGUUUUUGUAGUUUCCUUUUUUUGAAAACUGUUCUAAAAAUGUCAGCUCAUGGUUUAUGGAGAUUCUUUUUUUGGCAUCAUAAUAUUGUAAUACCGCAACAUGUUGAAGUGGCGGAGGAUUCCAGCUUCUAAAAUGUGAAAAAUUUGAAGCGAUUGAUUUUUUUUUUUUUUUUUUUUUUAAAUAGCUAAAUCUUGCUCCUGUUGGUGUCCCAGCCAGCGCCACAUGCAGCCACACUUUCUGAAAAAAAUAUGGGUUUGAUUGCUUUGCUUUCUCUUGUGGUAACCAGGGAGCUAGUUAGCCAUCUUUUUUUGCUUUCUCCUCUUUUUUAUUCUUAUGUAUGUACAAUACUUUCAAAAGACUUUUCAGACAGUAAAUGUGUUUGUAACCAUUGUAUAAAAGAGCAUAAUGAUACCUUAGGCGUGGUUCUUUGCUGAGACUGCGUAGCUCUGCUGAUGCUAACGGUACCGAACCGCAUUGACAUUGUACCUGCAGUCACAGCAAACGACGUGCUUUUGGGUAUUGUUCCUAUAUAAUGACAUUUAAGUAGAGGCUUUAGUAAUAGAAGUUCCUAACAAAGAUGUGAUGGAUAAUUAAUUUAAAGGUGUCAUGAAUUUGAAUCAAAACAGGAAGGGUUGAGUCACCAGAAAACACCACCAGUUCCUUUCAUUUUCUCCUCACCUCCUGCAAACCUGUUUGAUCAGUGUUGUUCCCAUUGAGGAUUAUUUGUUUUGGGAUUCAACCCUCUUCUCCCUACACCUCUGGUUCCCUGACGAAGACUUCACUCCGCUGGCUACAUACACUUACAGUUUUCUGUUGACUACUGUUGCUCAGUCAGACACUGUCUCUCUAAGCGAUAAGAGACCUUUCAAAAAAAAAGAAAAAUCACUUUUUCAUACACCUAGAAAUUGCGCUACUUCAGUAGAAAACAAGAAGGAAACCGUUGCUGAGACUUUGCCUCUGAAUGCUCUUUACAUGACUAAAUUAUUGUGAAGAUGUCCACUCAGUCUCUGAGUUAGGCCUGUUUUAAUGCAAAUCCUAAAUUAGUCUGACACGCCCCACCUAGAGGCUUCAGUUGUAGGAUACUAGACAUCAUCUGAAAGGACAGAAAUCAUAGUGGUUUUACUGGUCUUUAUCAGGGAGCAUCCAGUGAUUUCUAACAACCAAGUCUGUGCUCCAGCACAGCAUCCGAUGUUACCUGAUUGAAGCAGUCCUGUGCGAGUCCUUGGUGGUGGUUCAUGGUUUCUGUUCCUUCCUGAGACUAGUGGAAUCUGUGGAGAGGGUUUUGCACACAUCGCAGACCUCGCAUUUAGAUAUUAGGACGUUUCAUCACCCCUUCUAAAUGGGUUUUUUGGACUACCUAACUUAUCACUCACAUUAGGUCAACAGCAUAGAGUCUGAUGCUAUUUCUAUGGAAUAGGGCUUUCCUGUGUACUGUUUUUACAGAGAUACUUCACCGUAUGCAACGUUACUCAGAUAUAGAGGGAUAGUAUGCAAGGUCAACAUUCCACCCACCUCCAGUGUUGUACGAUGCCAGAACCACUUUGUGCUCAGCUGUGAUGCUCUGUGUGGGUUUAGAAAUGUGCAGAUCUAUACACUGUGUAUCCAAAGAGUGGCCCAGGAACAGACGCAAUCUUUAAACUCUUACAGACAGGACUCCUGUCUGCUGAUCUUUACCUUCGACUGUUUUCACACUGUGAACAGCUCGUUUGAUCGAUGGUUUAAUGACUGCAGGGCUCCACAGUGUGUAAUCGUCUGCAACCAAGUGUCAGGGAAGCCUUGUACAUUUUUCUGCGUUAUCCUAAAACCCGCUUUCACCGGCUAAAUUUGACCUUUUGCCAGUGUUGCAUGUUCUAGAUUUGACAUUGUUGGCUGCCUGGCAUGUCUUGGGUUCUAAAGAGAAAAAGACAAGAAAAAAAAUAACUGUCUUGUCUGGGCAAUUUUUGAAAAUAGUUCAAAUUUAUCAUCAUCAUCAAAACCCAAAGUCAUAUUUUACAUAAUUUUUUUGUAAAGCAACAAAAACAUCCUCACCGGUGAGGCUAAAACCAGCACAUUUGUGUGUUUUUUGCUUGAUAACUGACCUGAACAAAUAGCUGCUAAUCAAAUUAGUUGGUCAUUUUAAGUUGUCUGUGGCGCAUUGACUUCCUUUCACUUUCACUUUGACCUGCAAGUAACUUCGAAUUUUCUACUUCGAAACUGAGAUUUUGUUACUACUCUUUAAUUAUGGAUCGGCAAAAAAGCUCUGAACAGUUCAGGACAGUAAUUUAUUAGCAAACUGAGAAUAAUCAGCUGUUUUUAUUAAACCUGCACAGCUACAGGCCUCUAUUGAUUUGUUCAAAUCCUGACUCUCGGCCUGUUCAACAACAAGGAACAACAAAACUGUUUGAUUCCCAACUGUGAAGCCCUUGAUCUCCAGCACUUAAUUUCUGCCCCAUUUUGCACUUAACUGGAAUAACAGAAAGAGAAAUCAGUAAAUGGGCCGCACAGUGGAUCAGUGGUUAGCACUUUUGCCUUGCAUCUAGAAAAUCCCCGGUUGGUGUCCCGGUCUUUCCGGGAUCUUUGUGCAUGGCGUUUGCAUGCAUGUACCGGGUACUUCGACUUCCUCGCACAGUCCAAAAACAUACCGAGGUUAACUGGUGAUUCUAAAUUGCCCGUAGGUGUGAAUGUGAGAGUGAUUGUUUGUAGCCCUGUGAUAGCUGGUGUCCCUGCCUUCACCCUAAGCCAGCUGGGAUAGACUCCAGCCCCCCAUGACCCUAAUGAGGAUUAACCGGUGUAUAGAGAACGGAUGGACAGACAUCGGUAAAUGAGAAAAUAGAGAAAUCUCCACUCAUGUUCCCUCAGUUGCGGCCUCUCUGCGAGCUCGAUCCUGUUUUCAGUGUGAGCGCAGCAGUCAGACGCUCCUGUGCCACUGUUUGGUCCCUUUAAAUACACAGACAGAAGUUGCACAAAGUGGACGAAUGUAUUUUUGGAAGGUUUUCCGUCAGCCUCCUCUUCUUUUUGUGAUGAUUUCACACAUACAGUAUUGACACCCCACCUCUUCCUCUCACUUUACUGCGUGGAAUAGGCAUUCCUAUGGAAGUGGUUUCCUCUCCAACCCCGUUAAAUGCAGAAACUCAUCAGCAACUGUCAGCUUACCCUGCAACAACAUGCCAAAUACAAGCAAUGCAUAUGUAAGAUUUUUUUUUUUUAUGCAACAGCCAUUCAAUGGAAGCGACAGUCCCUCCUACAUCACUACAACGAACAGGUACCAGGUUAGGUUCUUUUAUAACAUUUGUUUCGAGAUGUUAACAUAAUGUAUAUAACAGAGAAAUGUGAAUAUGUAUUUGUUCAGAAUCAACAAAAAAGUAGUGCUCCGAGUUUGUGGUAAAUAACUACUCGCCUCCGUCAUGUUUUUAUUUCAUGUUUUGAUUUUCUACUUUUUUUAUUUUUCUGAUGAUGUAUGUAUGUAUUUGACUAUCAGUGAGUGCGUCUGUAUGUGUGUAAGUGAUUAAUACUGUAUAUCUGGUGUUCUCUAAGAUGGAAAAGUCGAAGAUGUCCUUUUUGAUUCUUUUCUUCUUUUACUCUUUAGACCCUGCACAGUACCUGUGGGUGUUUCAGAUAACUAUGCCAGAGAAUGGUUUAGCGACUGCUGAAUGUGAUUUUACUGAGAGAGAAGCAGUGUGGACUGGCUUUUUGUACGGGUUAAUUGUUUUUUUGGGUUUUUUUUUUUUCAAUAAAGGCCAUAUUAUUUAAUUUUCUCUGUUGUCAAAAGGUUUAAGCAGAUCUGGGAGAGUGGAGCCUUGGUUUUAUGGAGAAGCAUUACCUGGUUGUUGUGUAUAUGAGCGGGCUUUGUUUUAUUUUCUAACUGCCUGACUGAUGUAGCCUUUUUGCAUUCGUCGGUAGUAAAUGACCAAAGCUUCAAGAUGUUUGAUGGAUAUCAUAUGCAAACCUCAUCAUCACUGGACAAGACAUAAUGUAGCGGCCCUUUGCUGAUCUCUCACACGGCGAUGUUCUGCUGCUGCUGCUCACUGUUUUUGCAUGUUUGUCCUUCCUGACUCGUUUCUUUCUCUAGACACUGUCUGUCCUUUAAAGUGGCCUAUCAGCAAACAAUCUGUGUGAUGUCCCAAAGUUAGGUCAGUUUAGAGACGUCUCCACUUUGCCAGUGAGGUCUUUUUUAGCCCCAAGUGCUAUCACUCGUUUACAGGAAGAAGAAGAAAAAAACAAACAGAAAACAUUGCAACCGUUAGCUAUGCACCUUACUGAAACAAGCAUUUCCUCACGUUGACUUGGAUAUGUAGAAUUAACACUGGAGCAACACUUUCAUAGGCAACACCGCAACAAAAAAGCCCCACAGUGGGAUUGUUCCUGUCGAUCUCUGAUGACCUUUCUCAGCUUUUAAUCUCAUUCUUAGGAGAGAAAAAAACACACUUUUUUUUUCCAUUAACAGAAUACUUUAUACCAAACUUGAGGUGCCUCGUGUAUAUACUUUCUGCAGUAAAGACUGCUCCUUUGCUGUUUAACGAUAAUAACCUUGUUAACCAGGGUUUUUUUUAAACCUUUUUUCACCUUUAUAAAAAAAAGUUUACUGUAUAAAUGACUUUUUUACACACAUAGAAGAUUAAUCAAAUUAUUCCAGGAAUUUGCAAAUACAAUCUAAUUUUGCACUUUAUAUCGGAUUUACUUGGAGUGAAAAGGCCAUCAGAAACUGUCUCAAUCGGAUCAGUAUUUGGAGACAGACUAAGUAACAUCCCCUGAAUGUACCAGGAAAAUGAUAGUUUUAGUAGUUUAAUUUGAAAUAAAUGAAUUGCUCAGGUUCUUUAUGAAGAACUCGACUUUAGUGGAUACCCAUGAUCCAAACCAUGACUAAAAAUUGUACUUCUUUGUAAUGUAUUCUUCUCUCUGUCUUUCUCUAACUUACAAUCCUCAGUAUAAAUACUAUGCUAACGCUCUUCAGGUGACACCCUCCCCUCCUUUGCCCGCGCUGUCGGCCGACGCCGGGCAAACUGUUGAAACCCUCAGCUCGAACUCUCAGAACAUUCCUGCUCACGACCGUUUCAGCAACACUUUGCUCUGUAGCUGCUCUGCGUUCGCUUUUUUUUUUUUCCUCAAACCAUGGCGGACGCUCGCUUUGUGUUAGUCGUGUGAGACUUCACCUCCACUAUCUCGCAGUGCACUGACAUAGAUGACAACACGCCAGCUUGUGUUGCACGUCGUCCUUGUUUUGCUCGUCUUGUCUCACUUUGCCUGUUUGUGGAGUUUUCAGUGGCGUGCUCAUACCGGGAUCGGGCUAAUGACUGGAGCGGGUUGCCAUCUUUUGGGGAUGGAAAAGCUCUGAUGCUUACAUUGUGUUCCUCCUGGCAAAGCAGGUUAUAUAUUCUCGCUUGUCGUUGGUCCAGAAUGGUAUUUUUUGCGCCACCGAGACACUCCGUGGUUUUUAAGUCCAACUCAUUCCUAAUGCAGGUGUUCAAAAUGUAAUUUCAGCUCAGUGUAACAGUUGCCACAGGAUCAGUUGUAUUGUAAGUGCAGCCUUACUGGGACUGAAGUUGAUAUGGUUCAGAGAUUUUUCAAAGAAGGCUUCUUAUUUACUCACCACUUUGUGUUGUUUUUGGCGGCGGUAAUGCUUUCUCUGAAGAAUUUGAGAAAAAAAAACCCAGAAAGACCAAGGUUCCACUGUCUCCCUUGUACAAAUUAAUAUAAAUAAAUAUAUAUAUAAAUAUAUAUUAUACAUUUUACUCAUUUUUGUCCAGUUUUGUAUAUUACACUCAUGUAAAGUUUGUUUUUAAAGAGGCAUCGGAGCAGCUAUUACAAGACAAUAUGAGUGACAAUGUUCAUCUGGGAGAAUUUUAUGCAUGUUAUAUUUUCUCUUUUUCUCUGUCUCUUUUAACACCCCUCAACCCCCCCUGUUCAGGUGUGUAACAUGAAUAUAAAGAAAUCUACCUUUUCUUUGGAAUGUUGUAGACAAUCAGUCUCAGGCCGGGUCCAGUCCCUGCAGGGAGUGACAGCCCUGUAGGCUCACAGACAAACAAAACUUUUUUUUUUUUGUUUGACAAUUUAAAAAAAGAAAAAACUUUAUUUGCAUCUACUGGAAGUCUAAAUUCGGAGGUUUGUUCAUUCAUAUGUUCGUGGCUGCUCAAGUUUACACACACACACUUCUCUACUACACUCAAAACACAAACACCUCGUGCAUUUGAUCCCUCUGCUUUUUUUUUCCAAGGUGAGGAUGCCAACCUUGAGGAAAUGAUGCUUUGACUAACAAAUCUAUAACAUCUAUGAAUGUGGGAAUGCAACACAUUGCAAUAAAAGCACCAUUUGAAAUGCA